Gaeumannomyces tritici R3-111a-1 is the source of this 1233-nucleotide messenger RNA. RefSeq lists its product as hypothetical. The transcript is spliced from 3 exons. Lineage: Eukaryota; Fungi; Ascomycota; Sordariomycetes; Magnaporthales; Magnaporthaceae. Gene Ontology annotation, biological process: inosine biosynthetic process; adenosine catabolic process. The coding region runs from base 1 to 1233 and encodes 410 amino acids. The record is from RefSeq and is a predicted model, not a curated record. Gene Ontology annotation, molecular function: adenosine deaminase activity.
AUGCCGAACUGGAGCACGCUUCCCGCUCUUGAGCACGCCGUCAAGGAGCGCAGUGGCGCCGUGCCGCCGAAGCAGCCGGUCAACAUCAAGACCUUCGAGCAGUACGAGAAUUAUCGCAAGAACAUAACGCAGAUGGAGCAGGUACUAGCCUUUGACCAUGUCUGCUCCAAGAAGGCUGGUCAAAAAGAGCGCGAGGCGAACGCAAUCUUGCAGCUGUUGCGCCAAAGGGACAAGGUGUUUUUCGAUGGCGCUCCGCCCAGGAAAGGCUACAAAAACCAGCCGCACAAGCGGCACCCCAGCGACCAUCACCUUAGCAAUGUGGACCUCGUAGAGGAAUCAAGCAUCUUCCACGUGGCCAGAAAGAUGCCAAAGGGCGCGCACCUCCACAUUCACUUCAACUCGUGCCUCGAGGCAAAGUUCCUGCUGAACCUGGCAAAGGACCAGGAGAAGAUGGAUAUCGGAAGCAAUAGGGCCCUGACGAACACAGGCGAUCUCGAAGAGUGUGAAAUACAAUUCACCAUCCGGGGGGAGCUCGGAAGCCAGGCCGAAACCCCGCGGGAAGAGAUGUUGCAGAACUGGACUAAGAAGUUCAUUGGGAACCCGCCAAAGCCCCCGGUUCUGGUGAACUUGUUCGACAAGGAGAAGUUCGAUCAGAGCGAGGAGCCCACCGACAAGAUACGGUGGAUGAGUUACAAAGACUUUCGCGACGAAUUCUCGCACAAGUUCCCGGGGAAGGACUUGGACGACUGGCUUGAGGGGAAGCUGGUUUACAACGCAGAGGAGGCGCACGGUGUGCAUCAAACGGCUGAAGGAGCCUGGGCCAAGUUUAAUGGACGGACCAGGAUGAUGAAGGGCCUGUUCAACUACGAGACAGCCUAUCGGAAGUACACCCAACGGUGUCUGCAGGACUUUGUUGACGACAACAUCCAGUACGCCGAGAUCCGACCCAACUUUAUGCAUACGAACCAGGUCUGGUCAACGGACGGCAAGCAGCUAUACAACAACUACAAGAUCAUGGAGAUCAUUACAGAUGAAUGCAACCGUUUCCUCGAGGAUAGGAGGGGGAGGUCGGACGCUCCAUUUUUCCAAGGAAUCAAGGUUAUUUACUGCACCCCAAGAUCUUUUCCCGACCACCUGAUCAAGGACUCUCUGGAUGAGUGUUUAGAACUCAAGCGCUCGGCUGAGAUCGGUCACAUGAUUGCUGUCACUAAUAGGGGAAUUGCUGUCAUUUAG